CUCGGUUGUUUCCGCCGCGGUUCGUCAGCGAGGCGUUGUGGAUGUGGGAAUGCGGUUACCAUAGGGCUGCUGUGGGCAUUGCCGGACACUCCGCGGAGAUGUGCGCAAAGAAACGGGGACCCACCGCGGCUGGCUGGUGUCUAAUCUAACCGGGCUGUUGUCAGGGGGGGCGUGGAUGGGAACUCGAGACGGAGAGGCGUCGCUGGGAACGGGGCAGCAGUGUCUGUACAGCCCCCCUCCAUUUUUCUGGGGAUUUUCUACCUUUGUAGGGGGGAACGAGGGAACGCGAGAGAAGCCAAGGAUUCCCCGGCAGCACCAUGGAGCCACGCACUGCAGACAGCUUGUUUUUCCAGAGUGAAAGGUGACAAUGCAAAUCAUCUGAGCCGGAACUGUGACCUUUUUCCUGGUGCUCCUGCUGCACACAGAAGUGAUAAUACUUAACACCAAGAUUUGAAGUUUGUGAAGCCAACAACGCCAUCAUGUUCUACGGUUCCUCCUCUGGGGCCAGCAUGUCCCUGCCUUCCAAGAGCCGCCUGAAACGCCAGAGUAGAACCUUCACACAGGUCCUGUACCGUACUCUGAGCUACAGAGACCGCGUCGCAGCAGAGACUGGGACAAACACCCGGGGGGACCGGCGCUCGACAACUGAACCCCCAGAGCGCCCAGCGGACGACCCGGCUGAACUCUCCACACAGAGCUCGGCCCCCGGGGUGCUGAAGAUCUUUGGAGACGAAAUCUGCGCCGGUGCCAACUACAAGAGCGUCCUGGCCACGCCGCGCUCCAGUGCUCAGGAACUCGUGAAAGAGGCGCUGGAGCGUUACUCGCUGAACAAGGAUGCGGCCCGCUCCUACGUGCUGUGUGAUGUGAUCGGACGUCUAGAGGGGGGAGGCGGGUGGCGGACCGAGUGCCUGCGAGCGCUUGGGGACAACGAGAAGCCGCUGUUGCUCCAGGAGCUGUGGAAGCCUCGAGAAGGACACGCUCGCAGGUUUGAGCUGCGCAGGAGAGCUGAGGUGGAGGAACUCAACGCCAAGGAGAAGGACACCAUCACUGCUGGGCCCAGAACCCAUCAAUUCUUGGCGGCUCUAAUGGGUCGGUCUGGGCUGGGCAAACACAGGAGCUCCCCUCUGCGGUCUGGUCGGGUGGUACAGUCCGGCUCUAAAGAUAUUAAUGCCCAGGCCCGUAAGCUCCAGAGGAACAGGGCAAAGGGGACGCUGACCCUACCCCGCUCCAGCAAUUCAUCCUUCUGCCGCAGCCUCAGCGAAACCAGCCUUAAUCAGCUUGGAGUGGGAGAGGAGCCCAAGCGAUAUUACUCCACCUUGCCGGGACCGCUGAGGGGCCGAGAACGUGACGGGCCCUCCAGCAACCGGAGGAAAGAAGAGGGGAGUCAGGGUGGAGGAGGGGUGAGACACUCUCUGUACCAGUCCCCCCAUCUUCUGCUGCUGCAGGGAUUCAAUCGACAGGAUUGCCUGGUUUAUCUUCUGAACAGGGAGCAGCACACAGUUGGUCAGGAGACUCCAUCAGCUCGCCCGAAUAUCUGCCUCUUCUCUCCUGACAUUCUUCCCCUCCACUGCCGCUUGCGGCGAGUCCCCGCGCCCCGUCGUCAUACCAACAACAACAUCAAGGGAGACGAUUUGGCAGAGAGUCAGCGUUUCUGCGUUGCUGUUGAGCCUGUGCUCAACGCCACUGUUCUGGUUAACUUUUCCCGCUGCGAGCGCACAACAACGCUGCGACACGGCGACCUUCUCUCCUUUGGAGCGCAUUACAUCUUCUUGUACAAGGACCCCACAGGCGCCAAGCCCCUGCCUGCUCAAACCUUGGCACGGCUACGUACGUUGGGUCAGCUCUACGACUCGGGGGUGGAGGAGGGGGAGGAUGGGACUCAGACUUGUAAAAUGUGCGGCUCUGUGCUGAAGGACAAAGCUGCACAGGUGCUAAGUGUCCCCGCAGUUAGGCGGAGCUUCAAACCACACCUGGUGAAACCUCGCGGUGUGGGAAUGGCAUCAGGGGGCCCACUGCCUCUGUCAGGAGGUGAAACAGCAGGACGAGGAGGAGGCGGAGGUCAAAAACGAAAGCUACAGCUGGAGUUUGACCCAACGCAUGAGGACCAGCUGUUGAACAGGAUUGUCUCUUUAAUUGAACCUGGAGGAGACGACCAUAAGCUGACGCCCGCCUACCUGCUGUGUCUGUGUAUACAACACUCUGCCUCAACCUUCCCUCCUGGGAGUUUUGGCAAACUGCUGCUCAAGAUUGUCCGUCGGAUCCAAACCAUUGCAUGGGAGAAGACAAAGGAGCUGGCUCAGAAGCAAGCUCAGCAUCAGGACCCAGCCUCCUUGUCUUUACUCAGCAUCUCAGACCUGAUCCCAGACUUGCAGACCAUCUUCUUCUGGAUGUCAAACUCUAUUGAGAUCCUGUAUUUCAUCCAGCAAAGAGCGCCGGCCUACACACACAGCAUAGAGACGCUGCAAGGAUCAAAGGAGUCGUUGUUAUCGGCGACCAUAACAGCCAAUGAGGAGGCCAUGACUAUCUUGGAGGAAGUGAUCAUGUACACUUUCCAGCAGUGUGUCUACUAUAUCACUAAGGCUCUGUAUGUGGUGUUGCCAGGUUUAUUAGACUGUAAUCCAUUCCCGGUCGACAGCUCUGAGCCUUGCUGGAAAGGAGGUGUCGGGUUUCCUGAACCCGUGCGCAGAGUUCUGCAGGUGUUUCAGAGUGCACAGGAGCUUCUGCAUGGCUACUUGGUUCACCCUGAGAUCCAGGCUCAGAUGUUUGCUUACCUCUUCUUCUUCUCCAACGUGUCGCUGUUUAACCAGUUAAUGGACAAAGGUCCAGCCCGGGGUUGGUUCCAGCGUUCCAAGGCGCUGCAGAUUCAGGCGUGUCUGCGAAUGAUCAUGGAAUGGGCCGCCAAGUCGGGUCUGGGACAUCUGGCUGAGAAGUUCUUCACUAAACUCAACAGUACUGUGUCCAUAGUGGCUACAUCCCAACAGCAGCUCACACAGUUGAGUUGGCGAGUUUUGUCCAGCGAGCAUCCGUCUCUGAAACCAGUGCAGCUCCACAGGAUUCUCACCCAAUACCAGCUUACAGCAGAGAUAGGCCCUGUCCCAACAUGGCAGCCCAGCAGCGAGGAUGAGGCUUAUAUAUACAGAUCAGUUGACCUCCUGGAGAGCUUUGAGAACCACCCGCCCAUCGUCCUGCCCAGCUCGGGCUUCAGAGUGGACCUGGACGGCGAGUGUGUGGAGGACAGCAUCUACAGACAGCUGCUCUACGUCCGUCACUACCUGUGGGGCCUGAGGACCAAGCCUCAAACCCACACCAGCGCUCCCGGUGUGCACACACAAUCCAACGGGACCAACACAGCCGACUGGCCGGACGUUCAGAGGGAGCUGUUACCUCCGGCCCACAGCAGUCCCCGCUCUGGGGGGGCCGGGGAUGAGAUGACCGCAGAGGAGAGAGGACGAGACAGACCCCCGGGCCAGCCACAAACCCACAGCCUCAGGAGGAACGGCACCGUCCACCAUCCUCGGACAGCGAAUCCAGACCCGUCCUGCCUCCUGACCCCGCCCAACACCCCCCUGUACCCAGAGGGCGCCGCGGCCGGCGGGCCCGCACCCAUCCUCGGCGCCAGCACUCAGAGUAACGGCUGCCUGGGCAGAACUGUAGCAGAAUGUAAAAAGACCAAUGGACUUGUCACAAAUGGACUUGAAGGGUGUAUUAGUGGGUGUGAGUUUCCCUUCCCUGUCUCCUCCCCCGGCGCUCCUUUCCUUGCUGAUGACUUGUGUGUGGUGUUUGUAGUGGAACUCGACAAGGGACCCUACGGACUGGGAAUGGGACUAAUAGACGGCCUGCACACGCCUCUUAAUGCUCCCGGCAUUUACAUCCGGACCCUGAUCCCCGACGGGCCGGCUGCAUCCGACGGCCGACUGAGGAUAGGAGACCGCAUCCUGGCGGUGAACGGGACCAGUCUGAUCGGAGCGGACUACCAGAGCGCGGUGGAUCUGAUCCGUCUGGGAGGGGGUCGACUGCGCUUCCUGGUAGCCAAGUCGGACCCCGAGGUCUCAGAGAAGAUCAGCGCCUCCUCCUGCUGACCGCCGCUCCCGCCGAGGAACUCGCCCAGGACCGCAGAGCGAUGACGCUGACUCAGCAGGGUUCACAUCAUUUACGCUUACAUCAGUUAUGAGAUUUGGGAAUCGCCAUCGACGGGAAUCUUCAUCCGAUCCCUGACGUUUAAAGCACAGCAGAUUCUCCUUCAUCUGUGGAUUUUUUUUUUUUUUUUAAAGGAUUAUUUCCUGCUCUAAUUCCAAAUGUAAAUAGCAUGAUUCUUCUAUUAGCCGUCGCCCUGAAAGGAUCCGUUUCACAUAAACCCAAGAAUGUCUUUCUGGUUUUAAAAAGCCUUUGUCGUGCUUUUGGAGAGGAAUGUUUUAUAAACCCCGUUUGUUAGGAGUUCCUGAAACACCAUCAAACUUUUGUGAUUGAAUGUUUACUUUUUGUACCCGGCUUUGGAUGGAAAACACGAGGGGAACUCCCCAACCUGAAGGUCCUCGCCGAACCUCCCCUCCACCGACGAGUCUGAAUCCUGACUCUGAGACUUUAUACCCGGUAGAGAAGUUCAGCUGUGAUGGAUAUUAUGCAUAAUCUCAGUGCUGGGGUGUCAACGCUGUUAAUAGUUGUAAAUAUUUCAUCAACCAGAUGAACAGGAAGCAAUCUGGGGAUUACUCUUGUUUUGUGAAAUGAAAAAAAAAAAAAAGGAAGACCUACUGAUGGGGAAGUAUUUAUCUAUUGGAUUGUGUACUUUUUUUUUUAAACUUAUUUAUUUAUUUCUACCUUAACUCUGGUUUGUGCAUUACAGAUUUUUUUUUUUUUACAUGCUGCUUCAACACCUACAAUUACAAACAUUUAAACAUUGACAUUUUUAAAUAAAGUUUGUUUCCAGCAUUUAAAAGUGGGAGUCAUCUGACAAAAAAACAGUUGCCUUUGUUGGGCUAAUAAUUAUAAACUUACCUGCAGGAAAGUCAGCAUUCGCUCAUCUUCACCAACUUAAAGACUUUUUUUUUUUUCAAACGGUAAAUAUUUGAACUUCGUAAAAUCAAAUGGGGAAGCUCAGUCUAACAGUUUUUCUCUUAUUUCAGGGUAAAUGCUAUUGCUCAGCUCAGUAAAGUUAAAACCUUGGACGCCUUCAUGGAUGAAGACCCCUGCUGUAUUUAAAGGCUCUGACAGUGUGAGGGUCUGAGGUUCUCACCAACAACUUAGUGGUGUCACAAUUAUUUGCCAGAGGUGCUGGAGGAGUUUUGAAUCUGUAUAAAAUCCUGUAGCGAGGUUUUGGUGUCUUGUUUUGCCGGCGUGUCGUAUCUUCCAUGGAGUGGCAGCAUAUCAUCUGUAGAGAUGAGGGUCGAAGCUAAAAUCCUUUUCAUGGCAGUAGCGUUAUUUUUUUUUUUGCAUGGUGUAACCUUUUUAGCAUAUUACUGAAUCCUGACAUGAUCCUUGGCCUGUUCUCCAUGAGUUCAGGCGUUCUGCUGCAGAAAAUGAGCCCAGCUUUAAUCUGCUCUGUCCCAGACACCUGAGAGCUUCCAGAAACGAAGCGGCUUUGUGGAACCACGGUUUACACCGAGCCUCCAGUCAUCUGGGCUGUUAUACAGAACCAUGUACAUAAUAUCCUGGGGUGUGUGGUGCACGGCAAAACAGAACCUACACACCUGUCAUUGAGUGUGGGAAAUGAGUAUUCACUCCCAUACUUGUUUUGGUGAAAAAGAAAUUAACAGUGCCUGAUUUUUAUGUUUUAAAUCUAAAUGAUUUCCACAAAACACAAAUUGAUUUACGUGUCAGUAAGAUAAGUCUUUGAUCUGCUACAAACGAGCAGCAGUUUUUGCCCCCGAUUAUUUAUUUGUGCGCUGAAGAUUCAGGCUAAAACCAAUCUAAAGCAAAUCUGUCUGGUUUGUUUUUUUUUUCUUGGUCAUUUUUAUGAUGUUGGUAUCGGCCUCAUCAGUAAAACUGGACUGAUGUUAACAGCAGAUGUUUAUUUCCAUUUUGUUGCGCUAUGUUUAGGAGGCCGGCAGGUGAUGCAGUGCAGGAUUGUGAGGUGUUAAACUGCAGCAGAGAAGCAAUUGUUACAUUAAGCCAAAACAUUAAGGGUAUAUAAUAUAUACUGUCAGUCCUACAGUAAUAUUUAUCGAUGUCGGCCCAAAUUUCCACACCUGUACAUCCAGUUUUUAUCUUUUAUGUAUGUCAGUUGUGUCUGGUCUGAUAUUCCUUCACUCUAGAUUAUGACAAAAAUUCAAACCUAGGAAACCAGCAGAGCAUAAAACUCUUAUUUCCACCACUAUAUAAUUUUAAGUCAUAACACCAGACGUCUGGCCGCUGUAUAGACCCUGUAGGUCAGAGUCCUCAGGCACCCUUUGCUCAUAAGGAGCUACAUGACAACACUGAAGUGGUUAACUCAGCCUGGGAAGAUUCUUGGAAGACUUUAGCUGAAUUUCAUAAGAAAAAAAAAA
Molecule: messenger RNA, 6479 nt
Organism: Fundulus heteroclitus (mummichog)
Lineage: Eukaryota; Metazoa; Chordata; Actinopteri; Cyprinodontiformes; Fundulidae
Gene: radil
Product: Ras association and DIL domains
Exons: 21
Coding region: 480-4079 (1199 amino acids)
Biological process (GO): substrate adhesion-dependent cell spreading; neural crest cell migration; signal transduction
Cellular component (GO): microtubule
Molecular function (GO): GTPase binding
Source: RefSeq, a predicted model, not a curated record